GAUGGAGGCAAGGCAGCCUUGUCCCAGAAGAUGAGGACUGGUGAUGAGCUGGUGAAUAUCAAUGGCACUCCAUUGUAUGGCUCCCGCCAAGAAGCUCUCAUCCUCAUCAAAGGCUCCUUCCGGAUCCUCAAGCUGAUUGUCAGGAGGAGAAACGCCCCUGUCAGUAGGCCGCACUCAUGGCAUGUGGCCAAGCUGCUGGAGGGAUGCCCUGAAGCGGCCACCACCAUGCAUUUCCCUUCUGAAGCCUUCAGCUUGUCCUGGCAUUCUGGUUGCAGUACAAGUGACGUGUGUGUGCAGUGGUGUCCCCUCUCCCGGCACUGUAGCACCGAGAAAAGCAGCUCUAUUGGCAGCAUGGAGAGCCUGGAGCAACCAGGCCAAGCCACCUAUGAGGGCCACCUCUUGCCCAUUGACCAGAACAUGUACCCCAAUCAACGGGACUCAGCCUAUAGCUCCUUCUCGGCCAGCUCAAAUGCAUCUGACUGUGCUCUUUCCCUCAGGCCAGAGGAGCCAACCUCCACAGACUGCAUCACACAAGGCCCAGGGCCAAGUAAAGUCCCUAAUGUCCGGCCUAAUGUGGCUGAAACCUCAGGAGGUAGCCAGCGCACCAACGGGGGCCAUUUGACGUCAUCUCGCUCACAGGAAGGCCACCACCCAGGGUCUGCCAAGGGGGUCAGGGGCCCACCACAACCUCCAGUGAGGCGGGACAGUCUUCAGGCCUCCAGAGCCCAACUCCUCAAUGGAGAGCAGAGCAGGGCUUCUGAGCCUGUGGACUCCUUGCAACAGAAGGAGAAAGUGAAUUUAGAGACAAUGAUGAUUCCCAGGAACCCUAACAGGUUCUGCUGCCUCAGUGGACAAGAGCAAAUGACAAAGGAGGGCCAUCAGAACUGUGAACUCAGCCAGUCUCCCGAAGCCAGCCAGCAGGGCUCUGAACAUCUACUGACAGAGGCUGCAGCCAAUGUUCUUGGUUCCCCUAAAGCCUGUGAGAAAGCUUCCACCAGAGUUUCUAGCCCACUCAGUGAGGCUUCAGCAGAGCUACCUAAGACUUCCUCCUUUGGCCGCUUUCCACACCUCACAGGACCUACAGGGCAUCGCCACAGUGCCCCUGAACAGCUGCUGGCAUCCCACCUGCAGCAUGUGCACCUCGAUUCCAGGGACAGCAAAGGGACAGAGCUUCCCACUGGGCAGGAUGGACACCAGUGGACUUUGUCCCCUUUGCACAACAGCCGCAAAGGGAAGAAAAUUCCAUGUUCCCCUCCAGGAGGAACCCAGGACCAGCCCAGCAAAGAAAGAAAGACCAAGCCAAUGGAAGAUAGGCCUUUGGGUUCAGGACACCAGAGCCAAAGCAGUUCUACACAUGGAGAGACUGAUGGACACCCUCCAGAACAAGGUUUCCUAGACCCAAGCAGAGCAAGCAAAGCAGGCAGUGAAUUGGCCAGCCAGCAGCCCUCUGCCUCUGGCUCUCUCGUUCAAACCAGAGAUUGUUCUUCAAGUGCUAAAGUAGCUAGCAGCAAAGAGACAACUGAAGAAGGGGAUAGUGAGCCCAAAGAAUGUGGCCGGGUGGGCGGUAGGCGAAGUGGAGGUUCCCGGGGUCGUUCAAUCCAAAAUCGGCGGAAAAGUGAGCGCUUCGCUACCAAUCUGCGCAAUGAAAUUCAGAGGAGGAAGGCCCAGCUCCAGAAGAGCAAAGGCCCCUUGUCACAGCUGUGUGACACUAAGGAGCAAGUGGAAGAGACCCAGGAGCCUCCCGAAAGUCCUCCACUCCCUGCCUCUAACUCAGCUCUUCUAUCUUCAUAUAAAAAACCCCCUAGCCCCAGAGAUAAGCUCUUCAACAAAAGCAUGAUACUCAGGGCUCGGUCUUCAGAGUGCCUCAGCCAAGCUCCUGAGAGCCACGAAUCUAGGCUAGGCCCAGAGGGACAAAAAAGCCCUGGCCAGAGGUCUGGCCAGUCCUCUUUGGGCCUAAACUCCUGGUGGAAAGCCUCUGACACAUCCUCAGACUCUGAGAAAGCAAAUGCUCAUCAUGGAGUCCGUGGAGGUCAUUGGAGAUGGUCUCCAGAGCAUAACCUGCAGCCACAUGUGGCACUAGCCAUGGAAGGCCCUUCCAGCCCAGGUGACAACAAGGAAUUGAAGACUUCUCCUGUCCAAGCUGGGGAGGAAGCCAUCCUUUUGCCCUUUGCAGACAGAAGAAGGUUCUUUGAAGAGAGCAGCAAAUCCUUAUCCACAUCUCAUUUGCCAGGUUUAACCACUCAGAGCAACAAGUCUUUUAGCCAGAGACCAAAACCUAUAGACCCCAACUUUCAGUCAAUGAGCUCCAGCUAUCGGGAAUUGAGGCGCCAUCCCAUGGACCAGUCAUAUCACUCCACAGACCAACCGUAUCAUGCCACAGACCAACCAUUUCAUUCCAUAUCACCCCUUCAGUCAGAAACUCCUACUUACUCAGAAUGCUUUUCAAGCAAAGGUCUAGAAAAUUCCAUGUGUUGUAAGCCACUGCACUGUGGUGAUUUUGAUUACCACAGGACCUGCUCUUACUCCUGCAGUGUUCAGGGAGCUGUGGUCCAUGACCCUUGCAUUUAUUGUUCUGGGGAAAUCUGUCCUGCCUUGCUAAAGAGAAAUAUGAUGUCCAACUGCUACAACUGCAGGUGCCACCACCACCAGUGUAUCCGGUGUUCAGCUUGCUAUCAUAAUCCUCAGCACAGUACUCUUGAGGACAGCAGCUUGGCACCUGGCAACGCUUGGAAUUCCAGGAAGCCACCAGUGCAGGAAUUUCCUGGGGACAAAUGGAAAUCAAUAACAGGAAACAGAAAGACCAGCCAGUCAGGGAGGGAAAUGGCUCAUUCCAAGACUAGCUUCCCAUGGGCAACCCCCUUCCAUCCUUGCCUCGAGAACCCAUCACUGGAUUUAUCAAGUCAUCGAGCAGUUUCUUCUCUUGAUCUCCUCGGAGACUUCAAACAGGCCUUGAAAAAAACGGAGGAAACUUCCCUUUAUGAGGAGGGGAGCUCCCUUGCCGCCAUGCCCCGCCCACUGCGCAGCCGGGCCUUCUCAGAGAGUCACAUCAGCUUGGAGCCCCAGAGUACCCGGGCCUGGGGACAGCCUCGCAGGGAGCUCUUUAGCAAAGGGGAUGAGACUCAGCCAGAUCCUCUGGGAGCCAGGAAGAAGGCCUUUCCUCCUCCUCGCCCUCCUCCUCCAAACUGGGAGAAGUACAGGCUCUUCCGGGCAGCCCAGCAGCAGAAGCAGCAGCUGCAGCAGCAACAACAACAACAGCAGCAGCAGCAGCAGGAGGAGGAGGAAGAGGAGGAGGAAGAGGAAGAAGAAGAGGAAGAGGGAGAAGAAGAGGAGGAAGAGUUGCCACCCCAGUAUUUCAGCUCAGAAACCACUGGUUCCUGUGCUCCCAAUCCUGAGGAGGUCCUAGAACAACCACAACCCCUUGGUCACCGGGAGGCUUCAAGGCAGGGUUCACAAAGCCUCCCAGAUCAAGAGUCCUUUGCUCUCCAUUCCAGUAAUUUCCUGCCUCCAAUAAGAGGCCACCCGGGUUCUCAACCUGAGCAGGCUCAGCCCCCUUGCUAUUAUGGUGUUGGUGGACUUUGGAGGACAUCAGAGCAGGAGGCCACUGAUUCCCCCAAACAAGAGUUUCAGCACUUCUCACCUCCUCCAGGCGCCUCAGGAAUCCCUACCUCUUACUCAGCUUAUUAUAAUAUUUCUGUGGCCAAAGCAGAGCUGCUGAACAAGUUGAAAGACCAGCCAGAGAUGGCAGAAAUUGGCCUGGGAGAGGAGGAAGUGGAUCAUGAACUGGCUCAAAAAAAGAUACAGCUUAUUGAAAGCAUUGGUCGAAAACUUUCUGUCCUGCGAGAGGCUCAGCGAGGGCUGCUGGAGGAUGUGAAUGCCAAUUCUGCCCUUGGGGAGGAAGUGGAGGCUAACUUAAAAGCCGUCUGCAAAUCCAAUGAGUUUGAAAAAUACCGCUUGUUUAUUGGGGACCUGGACAAAGUGGUCAACCUGUUGCUGUCACUUUCUGGACGAUUGGCCCGGGUGGAGAAUGCUCUCAACAGCAUUGAUUCAGAGGCCAAUCAAGAGAAGUUGGUGCUGAUAGAGAAGAAGCAGCAGCUGACGGGCCAGUUAGCAGAUGCCAAGGAGCUGAAGGAGCACGUGGACCGCCGGGAGAAGUUGGUGUUUGGAAUGGUCUCCCGCUACCUGCCUCAGGAUCAGCUCCAAGAUUACCAGCACUUUGUCAAGAUGAAAUCUGCUCUUAUCAUUGAACAGCGAGAGCUGGAAGAGAAGAUCAAGCUUGGGGAAGAGCAGCUGAAAUGUCUCAGGGAGAGCCUACUCCUGGGGCCCAGCAAUUUCUAA
Messenger RNA from Marmota flaviventris (yellow-bellied marmot), 4335 nucleotides. NCBI's taxonomy places the organism in Eukaryota, Metazoa, Chordata, Mammalia, Rodentia, Sciuridae. The record is from RefSeq and is a predicted model, not a curated record.